UGCUUAUGAACACGACGUGUGUCGAAGUAACACCAAUAUUAUGUGAUUGAAUAUUGUGGAUCACAAUUAUAAUUUUUGAUUUUAUUAAUGAUGUUAUCAGUACUAGAUUUAAGACUCUUGAAACACAGGCAGAUAAAAUAGAAAGUUAAAACACUCAAUACAGUAAUAAUACUAUAGUAAUUUUAUUAGGUUAUAGUAUUACGAUUAAACAUAGAUGAUAGAGGGCUAAGUGCCUUAAAAUUUAAAUUAAAAAUAGUUACAUUUAUUAAAUGAUUGCUAUAACUUUAAGUUUAGGAAGUGGCUUACUUGACAGUUGUAAAUUCAAUGAAACUUGGUUAUUUAGAAUUCAAAAUAUUCAGGAAUUUUGAUGCGAUUGUAUUACAUAUUUUUGACGAAAUUUUAAUUUUAAAAUGAACACUUUAGGACGAAAGUUUUUAGUCCCAGCCGCUUAUCAGUUGGCUAAUCUAAGAAUGUGUAAUUAUCUUGAACCUGUAGGUUUUGCUGAACCUAUGAAGAUUCAAUGUCAUGAUUAUCAUUUUUUACCCCCAUUCGUACCAGUGUUUAGACAGGCGAAGAAGUUUUUGAAUAAAAUAGCUAUAGCUGAUCGUAAUGGACAGCAUAGCUACAAAGAUCUUUUGGCCCAAAGUCAUCACUUAACAGAAAGAAUAAAAGAUGCUCUUGAUACUCAGCUUGGUUCCACGUGCCAACAAAGAAUUGCCUUCUUAUGCCCUAAUGAUGUUUCUUAUGCUGUCGCACAGUGGGCAACAUGGCAAACAAACAACAUUGCUGUGCCUCUGUGUAAAUUUCACCCAACUGCUCAGUUAACAUAUUAUAUAAGUGACUCUGAAGCUGCUUUAGUGAUGGUAACUCCAGAAUUUUUUGACACAGUUAAGCCCAUUACUGAUAAGUUAGGUAUACCAUUAAUUAUCCUAGAGAGUGAAUGUGACUUGCCUGAUAUUCUACCAGGUGAAAUAGAUGAAGCAGAAGAGUGUAAUGAGAAUCUAAAGUUGAAGAGUGAAAAUGCAAUGAUUAUCUAUACCAGUGGAACAACGGGUUCUCCAAAAGGGGUAGUGUUGACCCAUUUUAAUUUACAUGCACAAACAUCUUGUCUUAUACAAAGCUGGGAGUGGUCAUCAAAAGAUGUCAUUCUUCAUGUUCUUCCAUUGCACCAUGUACAUGGGAUAGUGAAUGCAAUGCUCUGUCCGCUUCUAGUUGGAGCCACUUGUGUCAUGCUACCCAAGUUUAAUCCUUCAGAGGUAUGGAAACACAUGGUUGAUCCAGAAGAGUCUAUGCCCAGAGUCAACAUUUUUAUGGGAGUUCCAACCAUGUAUGUGAAAUUAAUUGAAGAGUACGACAGCAAGUUUUGUCAGGCAGGUACCUCCUCUCGAACAAGAGAAUUCAUUAAAGCUGUGUGCAUGCAAAAACUAAGAUUGAUGGUUAGUGGAUCAACUGUUAAUGGGUGCAUAGUGUACUUAACACAGAUUGAUGGCAGUGUUGGUAAUCCAUUACCAGGAGUUGAAGUUCGAAUUUCUGUAAAAAAUGUUUAUUCUCCUACUGGUUACGACACCAUUGCUGAAGGAAAUAUUCAUCGAACGUACGAGACUAAAGGAAGAGAGCAAGAGAUUGGAGAACUUCUGGUACGAGGACCAAGUGUAUUUAAAAGUUACUGGAAUAGACCUGAUGCUAUGGCAGCAGCUUUUACCUCUGAUAAAUGGUUUCAAACGGGAGACACUGUCCAGUAUAUUGAUGGUGUGUACAAGAUUCUUGGAAGAACCUCCUAUGACAUAAUCAAAAGUGGAGGAUACAAGAUCAGUGCACUGGAGGUUGAACGCCAUCUCUUGGCACAUCCUAACAUCAAAGAUUGUGCAGUUGUAGGGCUUCCAGAUAUAACAUGGGGAGAGAAGGUUGGUGCUGUCAUUGUAUUAGCAAACAAAUAUGAUUCCCUGGUACUUUCAGAUCUCCGUGACUGGUGCAAAGAUAGAGUGGCACCCUAUGCUAUUCCUUCUGUAUUAGAGUGUGUUCCAGAACUUCCCAGGAAUGUCAUGGGAAAGGUUAACAAAAAGAAUCUUAUCCAAACAGUAUUUCCACACAUCAAAAAAAUAACUUAAAUGAUUUUUGGUUAGCCUUUAUUAUACAUGAUUUUAGUUAGUAAAUAGUUAAUAAUAUACUUUUUUACCAUCAUAAUUGAUGUACAUUAAUUACGAUAUGGGUCUCAUCUCACGGUAUUGGGAAAUUGUUUUAAUAUUUCAUAAUGAACACAGUGCUUAGUUUUUAAAAGUUGGUUUCUCACAUUUAGUACUUAUUUGUUUUAGAACAUCAAAAUUGUUGACUUUAUAAUCAUGAAAUAUUUUAGUAUUGUUUAAUUCACAAGUGCCAUUUACUUUAUAGGCAUGAUAAAUUAGUAUUUUAGCUAUACUUAUGUUAAACAUGCCUGUAAAACUAUUCUAAUUAUACACUAUUCAAAACUACAAUUGUUAUUAUGUAAUAAGUGUAUCAUGAAAAGCAAGUUGAUGCUCGAAAAUAAAUGUGACAUUUUCAUGUUGA
Limulus polyphemus (Atlantic horseshoe crab) is the source of this 2544-nucleotide messenger RNA. RefSeq names its product acyl-CoA synthetase family member 3, mitochondrial-like (gene Acsf3). Lineage: Eukaryota; Metazoa; Arthropoda; Merostomata; Xiphosura; Limulidae. Gene Ontology annotation, molecular function: medium-chain fatty acid-CoA ligase activity. The transcript has 5 exons. Gene Ontology annotation, biological process: fatty acid metabolic process. The record is from RefSeq and is a predicted model, not a curated record. Bases 411 to 2108 code for a protein of 565 amino acids.